Molecule: messenger RNA, 1184 nt
Organism: Drosophila hydei
Lineage: Eukaryota; Metazoa; Arthropoda; Insecta; Diptera; Drosophilidae
Exons: 1
Coding region: 271-867 (198 amino acids)
Source: RefSeq, a predicted model, not a curated record
GACCUCAGCGAGCGCGGUUGGGCAUUACAGCAAAACAGCUGGAGAAGGAUAAAGGAAGAAGAAGGAACAAAGAAGAGGAUAAAACAGUAACUAAAAUGUAAGACAAGUGAUAAAAGUUAGGAAAGCGCUAAAAGUGAAGUUCCAAUUGGAGCAGAAGCAAGUCACACAGAGAGCGCGAGCGAAGCCCCACAUCAAAAUCUAGUAGCUCCUGCAGUGAGUGUGAGAGAGAGAGAGAUAGAGGCAGACAACCCCCCAAAAACUUCAGCCUAUAUGAUUAUCGUUUUGCUAUUGCUCUUCCAAUCGCUGUGCCUCUUUUGCCAACGUUUGGUGCUCCGCAUUCACGACCGAUGCUUUCCCAGAAACGUCCGUGUGCUCCAGGAGUUGGCCGAAACGGUGGGCGAUCGUAAGGCACUGCAGCACCUCGAAAACCAGGAGCUGGAGCAAACGAAGCGAAAGCAGAAACGUCGCCUUUUGGAGCCGAUUUUGCCACUCGGAGCUGGGCUCAAUCUGGAAGCUUGUCGCUUCUGUGCCCACAGUCCGCAGGGCUACUGUCGACAUCAUUUCCAUUUGCAGCUGCACACACAGCGGCGUGGCGACGAGCAGGAUUACAAGCAGCAGAGACGGAUACGUAGGGAGCUGAAGCGUAGUCUGGAGCCAAGGAGCACUUAUCCCAUUAACUAUAGGCAAUAUAGUCGAGGUAGCAGCAGCUCCCUGAGCAGUGGCUACGGCUCAUUGGCAUCCAAUUUGCAAGACAGCUGCCUGCAGGAGGAGCAAGGGGAGCGGGAGCAGCUAGAGGAGGAGCGUCAGGAACUUCAGAUCGAGCAGGAGCAGGAAGCCAUAGAUCACUUGAUAACUAGUCAUCUCUAGAGCAGAUCCAACUCGGACUAGAAACAAGCAACGACAAGGCAAAGAGGAGCAUGCGGUAAAGGAGUAGGAUAAGUGGCAAUCGACGGAGUUGACUAAUCACUUGAGCGAGGUAACCCUCUGCAACACGAAUAAGGAGGAGCAGGAGCAUCUCAACCGGACAGACGUUUAGCUAAGAGGACUUCCUUUCGACACCUGCUUGCUCUAGAGGAAAAGCAGCAGCACUUGAGAAGGGUCCUCCCUCGCCUUUUCACGUAACUAAAGACACAGCCUUAGCUGAUGGCCACUCAGACUUAACCUGCCUUGUCCCGAAGGAGAAA